Molecule: messenger RNA, 4276 nt
Organism: Clupea harengus (Atlantic herring)
Lineage: Eukaryota; Metazoa; Chordata; Actinopteri; Clupeiformes; Clupeidae
Gene: esrp1
Product: epithelial splicing regulatory protein 1
Exons: 15
Coding region: 736-2811 (691 amino acids)
Molecular function (GO): RNA binding
Source: RefSeq, a predicted model, not a curated record
UAAUAAUUUGAACUAUAGUCGCAAGCAGCCAAGCAGUAUUUCAUAAAGUUUGAACCUUUACAUCACAGGCAUGUAUUGGUUGCUGCAUUUUGAUUGGCCGUUGACAACCAUUCUGUUUAUGAUAUGGUCGACGAAAGAUGGGUGAAAAAAAUGGAAGAAAAAAAAGCCUUAACAAACACUAUAUGACCACUCUUAUAUGGACAGGGGAGGAUAGAUAUGUCUCUGGAAAGGAUUCAUUCAAAUCUCUGCUAGUAAUCAGUAGACUGAUGGAGAAUGUGUGCGCCCAUGAGGGAGCCUACUAGGAUUCUCUCGUUAAGGCGGAUGAGAUUUUUUUUUCCGCAUGCCAUGCCACGUCCCUGCUCUGGAGGGGCCAAUCAACAAUAAGCUCUCUAAGGGCAGGUAUCUGUUACCUGAGUCACGUGACAAGUGGACAGGUAGGUCGACCCAAGCAGAGACUCAUACACACCCUUACCUAACACAAUCUCCAACAAGGAGCUGUUGGUCGCAAUGCGUGACUCAAGAUUUCUGCCGUUUACUUUUUAUUAACUUUCGCCAUUAUAACAUUUCACCUUUAGAGAUACUGCCGAAAGUUUGGAUCUUGUAGAGUUUUGUAAAUGCGCGCGGGCGUGUGAAUGUAUGUGUGCGGAACGAAGCUACGCUACCUGUCCUGUCCUGCGUUGGAUGGGAAUCUUUUAGUGCAGAAUUAAUUGCUUUUAUCGGACUUAUUGUGGAAAAAUGACGGAGAAACUCGAUUGCCUCGUGGCAUUAUUCGUGGCAACAUCAGGCACUAGUGGAGAUGAGUUGGGCACUGAUGAGAGGGAGCUCGUGCAGCUGGUCUGGCAGGUCGUGGAUCUGGAAAGCAACAAGACGGGGGAGACAAACGAGAUUGUGGUCCGACCAGAGGUGGAGGAUCUAGAUCCUGACAUCUUACAGCAGACCGGACUGACCGCGCAGAGAGUUCAUGCCGCGGAACCGCUUGAACAGGCCGUCAAACAGUUCAAUAGUCGUCUCAGUGCAGAAGUGAACCAACGGCAUUUCUGUUUCUGCACGGAUGGACAGAGACACAUACGACAGGUCAUUCAUCCAGAGACCUCCAAAAAGAACGUUUCGCUCCCCACAGAGUUUUACUCCUUCUUUGAUCUCCGCAAAGAAUUCCAGAAGACUUCCUCCUCCCUGGUCAAACAGAACGAGCUGGACUUGCCAAUUAUGUGCGACUAUCUGAAUGUAUGUGUGGACUCCUCACUCCCGUUUGCUGCUCACAAGCUCCAGCAGAUUGUUGGAAUCAUCCAGGCUUUGAAUACUGAGCAUGUGGGCCAUCAGUUCUCCAGCCCAGAGGGGGUGAAUAUGAAGUUUGAAAUUGGAACAUACAGUCGUCUGGAGUGCGUGGAUGACAACAUGGUGAUCAGGGCGCGGGGGCUUCCGUGGCAGGCCUCUGAUCAGGACAUCGCUCGCUUCUUCAGAGGACUUAACAUUGUCAAAGGUGGAGCAGCGCUGUGCUUGAAUGCCCAGGGGCGGAGGAAUGGAGAGGCACUGGUUCGUUUUGAGUCUCAGGAGCACAGAGACCUGGCCUUACAGAGACACAAACAUCAUAUGGGAAACCGAUACAUCGAGGUGUACAAAGCCACAGGCGAGGACUUCUUGAAGGUUGCUGGUGGAUGCUCAAGUGAGGUAGCUCACUUCCUGUCUGGAGAGGGACAUGUGAUUGUACGCAUGCGGGGCCUCCCCUUCAGUGCCACGCCCCAACAGGUUCUGCAGUUCUUUUUAGGGUGCCAAGUAGUAGAUACCAAAGACGGAGUUUGCCAGGUGAAAGGGUCCAGUAACGGAGGAUGCCAGGUCGCAGGUGGCACUGAUGGGAUCUUAUUGGUCAGAUAUGCUGAUGGGCGGCCCACUGGCGAUGCCUUUGUGCUGUUCUCGUCAGAGGAGCAUGCUCAGAUGGCCCUCAAGAAACAUAAGCAGCGUCUUGGAAAACGCUACAUUGAGCUGUUCAAGAGCACAGCCGCUGAGGUCACACAGGUAUGCAACAGGUUCUCCUCAACUCCUCUGAUUUCAAUGGCACCUUCUCCACUGCUUUCUGUGGUACCAUCACCAUUAGCAACAGGACUGUUACCCUUGGCAACAGGUGCAUUUCCAGUGACAACGAGCAUUCGUGACUGUGUGCAUUUGCGAGGUCUGCCCUACGACACAACGAUACAGAACAUUCUAGAGUUCCUGGGGGAAUUUACUGCAGAUAUUGCACCACAUGGAGUCCACAUGGUGCUCAACUCACAGGGGCGUCCGUCUGGCGAGUGCUUCAUCCAGAUGUCCUCUCCGGAGCGAGCUUUCCUGACUGCGCAACGAUGUCACCGCCAUCUAUUAAGGGAGCGCUAUGUCGAGGUGUUCCAGUGUUCCCAUGAUGACAUGCGGCUUUUACUGAGGGGCGGGGUUGUGGGCCCAAACGGGCGGGGCUUGUCCCCACCACCAUGUGUCUCCAGCCCCUCUUUCUUUCCACACAUGGGGGUGGGGCUUCCCAUGGAAGCAGCUCUUUAUCCAGCCCACUUUCUGGUCAAUACACACCCACUGCCCUUCUACACGACGUACUAUCCCAGUCCCCCAGGCUCCCCUCCGACUCUGGGCUUCUUCCCGCCUGGAUCCUCUCAGUGCCACGCUUUACCAGCACCUGGACACACCCUCCCCAGCGGAGUCGGCCAGACCAACAACAGUGACGUCAUGGUAACAGUUCCUGCCUUGCUCUCUGCCAAGCAAUCAUUCACAGAACAGAGUCUGGGAGUUGGAGCUUUGCUGGACCUGCAGCUGUCUUGGAACAGAACAUAAUGUGUACAAAUGAGGACUUUUGUAUACAUUUACCAGUAGCUGUGCAAAUGUUCUUUGUGUUCUCAGACAUAUUAAUGUUAGUUAUUUAUACAGAAAUGUGCAGUCAGUGUUUUCUGCUGUGAAUUUUUUUUUUUAAUCUUCCAGACUUACAAAAAAAUGACAUAUCUGAAGGAUAACAAUGAACAAUUCUCCUUGUCUUUUGUGUAUGUUGAUGCUUACUGUACGGUAAUAUCGGAGAAAUUGCUUGCAGAGCAUUUUAAAUUUUUUACCAAAUUGCACCUAUAACACCAAAAGAUUUAGUUUUUGUUAUUAUAUGUGAAUAUGUGUGUGUGUGAGAGUGAGAGAUAACGAAAGAAAGAGAGAAAGAAAGAAAGAAAGAAAGAAAGAGAGAGAGAGAGAGUAAUAAUAGUUCAUGUUUACAUGUUUGUCCUCAAUAAAUAGUUUUUGUGUCUGUGUGUGAAAAUCGCCAUCACCUAUAGCUAUUUUAUAAUGUCUGUUGUGUUUCACCAAGCUCUCAGGGAACUCCAGGAAUGCGUCCAUUUGUCUUACAGCAAAGGCACAUUACCUACAGAUGUAUUCAUUUAGCAGAUCCUGUUAUCCAGAACGACCAACCCCACAAGUGGAGCCUACUUUCUGUUCAGAGUGUGGUGAGCGUGAGCAUGGUGUAGUUAUCUUGCUCUGCUAGUUGAGCUACAGGAUGGCUAAUUGCAGAAAGGCUCAUUCCACAGGAGGCCAAAAAACUCAUUAGGAUAGAAAGCAUAAUUAAAACAGUGUGUUACGUCAGAGAACAUCAUAGAAUAACCAUUAUGUGUGACAGUUUCUGUGAGUGCCUGUGAGUCCGAUGGACAGAAACAUAGUCUCAGAUAAUGACGAUGAGAAUAUAUUUUCAGUACUUUUUAUCUUUUGUAUAUCUAUGUAUGUCUACUUUCUAGUUUUAAAUGUAGCUUUUAGGAUUUUUGAAGUAGCGCUCUAUUUUUAAAACAAAUUUAAAUCUGUUUUUUUCUUUGUGAAUGAAGUUGUUACAUUUAUGCUUGUGUUUACAGUUUAUGCCAAAUUUAAAUGCACUGUUGAUUACAAAAAUGAUCGUGCUUUAUGUUUGUCUGUGCAUAGGUGUGGGAAGGCUGUAGAAUUAUAAAAAUAAUGCUGGUUCAGCAUGACAUCCAUUCCAAGUCUUCCAAUAUCAAAAUACCAGGCAUUAAUAAAAAAAACCUGUUCAUUACGGGAAUCACAAGUGGAUCAUAAUGUGAAUGAACCUCCCUGAUGAACAAACAGCUAUUUCUCACCUAUGUGUGUAUGUGUGUAUACAUUGGGAGCAUUUUGUGUGUAGGUAUGUUGCUAAAGUGUGUCCGCAUCUAUAUGAGCCUUCCUCCUAAAGUAGAUGUACACUACAGUAGAUGAGUUUGUACAAGUACAACACGAUUUGAUGUAAUUUGACCCAGAAGCUGAAUAAAGAAACUGAACAAUA